Molecule: messenger RNA, 3175 nt
Organism: Agrilus planipennis (emerald ash borer)
Lineage: Eukaryota; Metazoa; Arthropoda; Insecta; Coleoptera; Buprestidae
Product: double-stranded RNA-specific editase Adar
Exons: 11
Coding region: 273-3152 (959 amino acids)
Biological process (GO): RNA processing; adenosine to inosine editing
Cellular component (GO): nucleolus; cytoplasm
Molecular function (GO): tRNA-specific adenosine deaminase activity; double-stranded RNA binding; double-stranded RNA adenosine deaminase activity
Source: RefSeq, a predicted model, not a curated record
CAUUUGAACUGUCGGUCAGAUCGAAAUUAUCUAUUUAUGUAUGAAUGGUCUCGUUACAAAUAGUAUAAUAAUAAGUAACAAAUAAUAUUUGAAUUAACAGUUGGUGAUAGUAAAAGCAAUUCGAUUAAAUUUAGGAAGAUUUUUUAUAUUUCAGCUUCUACAUAAUCUAUAGGCAUAUAAGAACUAAGAAUAUAAUUUAUUUAUAAAACGAUAUUUCGAAAAUUUGGUAUUGAUUUAUGAAAGUGGUUUUUUAUUUUCCGCGUUAAUUAAAGAUGCCGAUUGUCCAAGAUUCAACAGGCGAUAAACAUAUAGAUAACUUUUGUGCAACUGUCGAAAGUUUAAAUCUAAAUACAACGGAAAUGAUAACGGAAUGCUUAAAAAAUAACUUAAAAAAUCCCGUGACUAUUCUAGACGAAUUAAAAGUGUGUGUAGAUUACGUCGAAUUGGGACAAACUCAAUCAAAGUAUGGUCCGAUAUAUACAACAUUAAUAACUGUUAAUGGUGUUGAAUUUAUUGGGGAAGGUUGGUCAAAGGUAAUUGCCAAAACGAAGGCCGCCGAAAAGGCAUUAACAGCGUUAGUAGGAUUUGUUGAAAGUUAUGAAUUUAAUAGACCUAACGGAAUUUCUGGGGGUAGGAAUGAAAUCAUCAAAGGGAUGCAAAGUAUGCAAUAUUCAAUAAGCGAUGAUAAUAUCGAUAUGUUUUCUGAAAUUGCGAGAAAUUUACAACCCCAUACAAAAGAAAUGAUAAGGGAAUGCUUAAAAAAUAACUUUAAAAAUCCCUUGAAUAUCCUAGACCAGUUAAAAGUGUCGAUCGAGUAUGGCGAAUUGGAACAAAUUGGAUCAAAAUAUGGUCCAUUAUAUAGAACAUGGGUAACCAUUAAUGGUGUUGAAUUUAUUGGGGAAGGUUGGUCAAAAAUAAUUGCCAAAACUAAAGCAGUCGAAAAGGCAUUAACAGCUUUGAUACAAUUCUCUGGAAAUGAUGAAUUUAAUAGAUCCAACGUAAUUUCUGGGGGUAGGAAUGAAAUCAUUAAAGAGAUGCAAAGUGUGCAACAUUCAAUAGACGAUGAUAUUAUCGAUAUGUUUUCCGAAACUGCGAGAAAUUUACAACCCCAUAUAAAAGAAAUGAUAAGAGAAUGCUUGAAAGAAAAUUUAAAAAAUCCAGUCUCUAUUCUAAACGAAUUAGAAGUGUUGGUAGAUUACGUCGAAUUGGAACAAUCUGAAUCAGAAUAUGGUCCAAUAUUUAGAACAUCAGUAUUUGUUAAUGGUGUUGAAUUUAUUGGCCAAAGUUGGUUACAAGUUAUUGCUAAAACUAAGGCAGCUGAAAAAGCAUUAACAGCUUUGGUACAAAUUGUUGAAAGUUAUGAAUUUAAUAGUCCCAACGGAAUUUCUAGGGGUGAGAAUGAAAUCAUUAAAGAGAUGCAAAGUGAGCAACAUUCAAUCGGUGUUGUUAAUUUCGAUAACUUUUCCGCAACUGCGAGAAAUUUACAACCCCAUGCAAAAGAAAUGAUAAGGGAAUGCUUAAAAAAUAACUUUAAAAACCCCGUGAAUAUUCUAGACGAAUUAAAAGUGUCGGUAGACUACGGCGAAUUGGAAGAAACUCGAUCAGAAUAUGGUUCAAUAUAUAGAACAUCAGUAGUCGUUAAUGGUGUUGAAUUUAUUGGGGAAGGUUGGUCAAAAAUAAUUGCCAAAACUAAAGCAGUCCAAAAGGCAUUAACAGCUUUGGUAGAAUCUUCUGAAAGUUAUGAAUGCAAUAGACCUGAUGGUAUUUCUGACGCUAGAAAUGGAACCUUCAAAGGGAACAGUUCCGGCACCACAGCAUACCCAGUAAUGAUUUUGAAUUAUCUUUACUCUGAAGAAGCGAAAUAUGAAUUGGAAGAAAACUCUAAACGAACAUUUGAUAGGUUCAAGUGCAUCGUUCGUCUUAAGGGACAAGAAUUUCACGGCACAGGAUCCAGUAAAAAAAAUGCGAAAUACGCCGCCGCCCUUGAAGCAUUAACGGCACUGCAGACAUUACAUCCAAGUUUGAUUCAGGCUUUAAGGAAGUGUAGUGCACCUCCAGAUAAACUGAUAUUCGCUGAUAGAGUUAGAAGAAUGAUUUACGACAAGUUAAGUGAUUUAGCACGAGAUAAUCCGAAUAUUUUGAAACGGAAAGUGUUAGCGGGUAUUGUAAUGACAAAAGACGAGUGUUUGCACGACUUAACUGUUAUUUGCGUGGCAACGGGUACUAAAUGCAUCAACGGGGGUAACAUUUGCCCAUUCGGGAAUGCACUUAACGAUAUGCAUGCCGAAAUAGUUACCAGAAGGUGUCUCCUUGAUUAUUUCUACGACCAGCUGGAGUUAACAUUGAUCAAAGGUGAACAACACAAUUCAAUUUUCGUCUGCGACGGUAAUGGUUGUAGAUUGAAAGAAGGUAUAAAAUUCCAUUUGUAUAUUAGCACAACCCCUUGCGGCGCCGCCAAUUUACCCUUUUCGCGGAAAGAUUCUGGAAAUAAUUCUAGCAUGCGGAUCCGCGCGAAAAUGGAAGCCGUUCAUGGAACAGUUCCUGUCGAUGGGAAUACGACAAUUCAAACUUGGGAUGGGGUAUUACUGGGUGCAAAAUUACUAAACAUGUCCUGUUCCGACAAAAUAGCCCGUUGGAACGUUUUGGGCUUGCAAGGAUCUCUGCUUUCUCGCCUGAUGGAUCCUGUUUAUCUCAGUUCUGUUAUCUUAGGACGUCCCAAUGUGGACGAGUGUCAAGUGCAGAGAGCACUCUUUGGUCGUAUAGAGCAGACUUUAGGAGACCUACCUAACCCAUAUCGUCAUAAUAAGUCAGAGCUUUAUUUGACUUCGUCUAGGGAUUCGCGUUGUACGGAUAACGCCCCGGAUUUUUGCGUUAAUUGGACCAUUGGGCGAGUCAGACAUGAGAUAAUAGACACGGCAACCGGAAGAACCAAGGAAGGUCCUUCGAGGUUGAGCAAAUACAAUCUUUUUCAAAGGUUUCUCAGAUUAGAAGAGUUCACGUCAUCGCAAAAUAUGCGAAAUGGAACGACAUAUUUGGAUAGUAAAUCCAAGGCCAGAAAGUACAACAAAGCGAAAAAUGAACUUUUUAGCGCUUUUGCUGAUGCCAAACUGGGUCAUUGGGUUAAAAAGCCACUAGAACAAGAUCAGUUUUAAUUAUAACAGAGACUUUUUUGCAU